GCUUUCCUUCGCAGCUUGCAUCGAUGCGUUUGCAUCAAGACGGUGCAAGAAUAUGUAUAGCGUCUCUAGUGACGUGCGCGGCAUCCCCGUCUACAUAUACCAGGUCACAUCGGCGGCGCUAAUUUAGGGAGCUAAACAUGCAGCAGAGAUUGGUAGCGCUCCUGCUCUUGGUAGCGUCGGUGGCGUGCGCUUUCCCGGUGGCCUCGGCGUUCGGGGGAGACGUCCGCGUCGCGCUGAAGCAUGUCGACGCCGGGAAGCAGCUGUCCAGGCCCGAGCUCAUCCGGCGCGCCAUGCGGCGGAGCAAGGCGAGGGCGGCCGCGCUCUCCGCGGUGAGGAGCCGCGGCAGAAGCGCCCGCUUCUCCGGCGGGAGCGAUCAGCAGCAGGCGCCCGGCGCCACGCCGGUGCGCCCGUCGGGGGACCUCGAGUACGUCGUCGACCUCGCCAUCGGCACGCCGCCGCAGCGCGUCUCGGCGCUGCUCGACACCGGCAGCGACCUCAUCUGGACGCAGUGCGCGCCGUGCGCCAACUGCCUCGCGCAGCCAGACCCGCUGUUCGUGCCGGCCGAGUCGGCGUCGUACGAGCCCAUGCGGUGCGCCGGCCCGCUCUGCUCAGACAUUCUGCACCACAGCUGCAUGAGGCCCGACACGUGUACCUACCGGUACAACUACGGCGACGGGACGACGACCAUGGGCGUCUACGCCACGGAGCGCUUCACCUUCACGUCAUCGUCCGGCGACGACGCGCUGAGCGUGCUGCUCGGGUUCGGGUGCGGCUCGAUGAACGUCGGCAGCCUGAACAACGGAUCCGGCAUCGUGGGUUUCGGCCGGAAUCCGCUCUCGCUGGUGUCCCAGCUCUCCAUCCGCCGCUUCUCCUACUGCCUCACGCCCUACGCCAGCGGCAGGAGGAGCACCCUCCUGUUCGGGUCCGUGGCGGACGGCGUCUACGGCGACGACACCGCCGCCGGGCCCGUGCAGACCACGCCGCUCCUGCAGAGCCCCCAGAACCCGACCUUCUACUACGUCCACCUCGCCGGCCUGACCGUCGGCGCGAGGAGGCUGCGGAUACCGGAGUCGGCGUUCGCGCUCCAGCCCGACGGCUCGGGCGGCGUGAUCGUCGACUCCGGCACGGCGCUCACGCUGCUCCCGGCCGCGGUGCUCGUGGAGGUGGUGCGGGCGUUCCAGGUGCAGCUGAGGCUGCCGUUCGCGAACGGCAGCAGCCCCGACGACGGCGUGUGCUUCGUGGUGCCGGCGGCCUGGCGGCGCGCGUCGUCGGCGCCGCAGGUGCCGGUGCCGAGGAUGGUGCUCCACUUCCAGGGCGCGGACCUCGACCUGCCGCGGCGCAACUACGUCCUGGAUGACCACAGGAGGGGCCGCCUGUGCCUCCUCCUGGCGGACUCCGGCGACGACGGCUCGACGAUCGGCAACCUGGUGCAGCAGGACAUGCGCGUGCUCUACGAUUUGGAGGCCGAGACCUUGUCGUUCGCUCCGGCGCAGUGCUGACGCGCGCUAGUUGGAGAAGGUCCGGGCGCUGCCAUGCAAACUAAAGUCAACCAUACUGGGUUGCACGAAAAAGCAAGGGCUUGUAAUAAUAAGUGCAGCCCACUGGACUCGAAAUUGGUACAGUUGGCAAGCCCAUGAUUAAGGUUCUUGUAUUCGGAUAAUAAAAAUGUUAAGCUCGGCUUAAUUUGUCUGGGACGAGAUCUCGCCCGUUACUUCUUCUAUCUCCCAAUUAAACAAGAAUAGGAAUAAAGUUAUUCCAGCGA
This is a messenger RNA of Setaria italica (foxtail millet), 1762 nucleotides long. RefSeq names its product aspartic proteinase nepenthesin-2. NCBI's taxonomy places the organism in Eukaryota, Viridiplantae, Streptophyta, Magnoliopsida, Poales, Poaceae. Bases 138 to 1499 code for a protein of 453 amino acids. Gene Ontology annotation, cellular component: extracellular region. Gene Ontology annotation, biological process: proteolysis. Gene Ontology annotation, molecular function: aspartic-type endopeptidase activity. The transcript has a single exon. The record is from RefSeq and is a predicted model, not a curated record.